AUGCUAAGUAAUCUGAAAACAAUUGAUUCACAAUAUGAGCGCAUUUUGGCAAAAGUGAGACCAGAUUUGGUGGUCAUCGACGCCUAUAUCGGGUCGCCUGCACUCAUCAAGUCUGGCCUUCCCUUUAUUGUCAUCUACUCGGCCGCACCCCUUAUACUCUUUAAUUGCGAUAAUUUACCACCACCCUGGUCAGGUUUUGCGAUAGAUUCAGAUAAAUCUGAGUGGAAACCAUUCAAAGAACGCUUUGAGUCCCUAUUUGUAGACGUCAAACACGAUACCAAUCAGUGGUUUAUCAGUCAAGGGCUACCAUCCCUGUCCACCAAAUCCAAUACUAUACUACACCCGGAGUCCAAAUACCUCAACAUCUAUAUGUAUCCCAAGGAACUGGAUUACAAUGAAUGGCAACCACUGCCGCAUAACUGGAAACGAGUGGAUGGGUUC
This is a messenger RNA of Oppiella nova, 441 nucleotides long. The record is from the annotation of a GenBank genome assembly. NCBI's taxonomy places the organism in Eukaryota, Metazoa, Arthropoda, Arachnida, Sarcoptiformes, Oppiidae.